AUGGAACCUAAAUUUAUGUGCUUUACAAAAAUACUCACAAAUUCAGAUGUUGAGCGUAAUUUAGAGAUACCUAACGGGUCACCGUUUUUGCCGAUCGAUGAUGAGCUCAUGCUUGUACGUGAUCGAGCUGGAACAACAUAUCAGUUUCGAGCAUCGGAGAGGAGAGGAGGGAGGCGGUCUCUGACGCUCGACUGGCACGCCUUUGCUGUGGCAAAGAAUCUUGAAGUUGGCGAUGCUAUGAGAAUUUACAAGUUGGGCAACGGAAAUGAAUAUGAGGUGCAGGUUGGCACGAAGCUCUUUGGACCUCACAUAGGUUGGCUAUCACUCUAA
This is a messenger RNA of Ilex paraguariensis (yerba mate), 330 nucleotides long. The record is from the annotation of a GenBank genome assembly. Lineage: Eukaryota; Viridiplantae; Streptophyta; Magnoliopsida; Aquifoliales; Aquifoliaceae.